AGAUGCAUGUAUAAACACAAUCUACGCUACAAACAAACGGGGACCUCACAUCCAUAAUGAAUCGUUGUUGUUGAUUUGUUUUUUGUUUUGUUUUGAUUUGAAACACACUAAUCGGCGCUCCAGCACCAUCCUCAGGACUCUCCCCACUCCCUCAGGAAAGUGAAAUGUGGGUUAGUGACGACACUUCCCCCACUCCUAGGAUCUAUCCUGCAAGUUUUUUUCCUCAAUAGGACGGAGCAAAGUUUUCUCUUCUCUUCCACGUAUCAGAAAAAAAGCCAACAUGUCGCCACCGUCGAGACGGCUUCAGACAAAGCCCGUGAUUACCUGCCUCAAGACCUUCCUUAUUUCCUACAGCCUUAUAUUCUGGGCCACAGGUGUGAUCUUGCUGGCCGUCGGCGUGUGGGGGAAAGUCAGCCUAGAAAACUACUUGGCGCUGGCUGCUGACCAGAGCACCAACGCGCCAUAUGUCCUCAUCGGGACCGGAGCCUGCAUUAUUGUCUUUGGGUUGUUCGGUUGCUUUGCGACCUGCCGAGGAAGCCCAUGGAUGCUCAAACUGUAUGCCAUGUUCCUGACCUUGGUGUUCUUGGCUGAGCUUGUGGCUGGAAUCUCAGGAUUCAUCUUUAGGCACGAGCUCAAACACAUACUGGACAAGGCCUUUACCACCGCUGUGAAACAGUACAACACCACCGACAGCCACCACAACGCCCUGGACACCAUUCAGAGUACUUUGGGUUGCUGUGGCAUCAAUACAUACACGGACUGGAAUGGGACGGCCUACUUCAAAGAGAACGGCAUCCCAACCAGCUGCUGUAAGACCAAGCACUGCAGCCCGGAGGUCCUCAAAGAUCUCAAACAGGCCGCGACAGAGGUGUACGAGCAGGGCUGUUUCUCUGUGGUGUCCACUAAAAUGGAAGCUAAUCUGGGAAUCAUCGCUGGCGUCUCCUUUGGAAUCGCAUUCUUCCAGCUCAUUGGAAUGUUCCUGGCCUGCUGUUUGUCCCGAUACAUAACCAACAACCAAUACGAGAUGGUCUAGGAAUGAAACACAGAUGUGCACCAGCAGAGGAAAAGACUUCAAUGUUUUUCUCAUAAUUUUAUUAUUGCGUGUCCACGUAUAUUGUUUUAGGGACAAAAUAACACUUGCUGCUUCUUUUAUUUGACGUACCCGAUGCCAACCAAGCAGAAGAGAACUGCUAUGAAUUGACAAGGGAUAUUUGCUGCUUUUCUGAAAGGCAAAAUGAAAAAGGGAGCCAAUUCAUUUAGUAGUAAAUAUGUUUGAUUUAAGUUACCAUUUCAGUCAGUCGUACCCUGCCAAUUGGUAAACAUUUCCAAUACUGUCAACGAUUGUGUUGAUGUGCUGCCUACAAUGUUUUGUAAUUUUGCUAUAUUUAGUCUGUGGUUAUGCUAUUAAAAAAGCUGAUAUGCAUUGAAGCAAAACCAUGUGAAUUUUAUUGUGAAUUCUGAGUAUGUUGCUUAUAUAAAGGGUAAAUAUGAGGUUAGAGACAUUUAAUCUCAUGCUGUAUUUCUCCAUAACUAAUCUUUAUGACGGUUGUCGUUAUUGUUAUUAAUUUGUCAUAAAUAAUUGCCUGUUAAGCCCUUUGUGACUAUUUGUGAUUAAGGGCUAUGGAAAUAAAGUUUGGUCGAUUUGAAA
Molecule: messenger RNA, 1648 nt
Organism: Gadus macrocephalus (Pacific cod)
Lineage: Eukaryota; Metazoa; Chordata; Actinopteri; Gadiformes; Gadidae
Gene: tspan6
Product: tetraspanin 7
Exons: 8
Coding region: 281-1033 (250 amino acids)
Cellular component (GO): membrane
Source: RefSeq, a predicted model, not a curated record